CACAAUAGGGCAAGUUUGAUAAUUUAUCAUAAUCCACCCCUAUUUCUUGAAGUUUCUUAUCACUCAUUGAUGUUCUAACAAAACUCUAGCUUUUACAUACAUCCUUCUCUUAUUCAAUACAUUUUCCCUUCUCUUAUUCUCGAAUUUUCCUCACUUUAAUGAUGACAAAUUGUUUUGGAAAUUAGUUUUAGUUUGGUUAGUUCCUAUAGAUGGUCAAUUUCGUCAGAAAUCAUGUGCCUCAAUUUUGUCCAGCAAGACCUACAUGACGUUCUAGAAUGGACAUUUUUAGCAUUUAUUCCUUUUCUUCAGAGUCUUCUAAUUCCAUCACUUUGUUUGCAGCUGAGAAAGGAAACAACAACUGAAGAGAAAACGUCCCUUGCUGGAUGAAUUAGGUUCUCAUAACAGGAAAGCAUAUCCUCAAACUACUGACAGAUCAUUUAUCAUUAUAAUUAGUGAAAAUUGUGUUACCUUAUCACAUGAUCAUGUUCUGCACUAGUUUGUGCAUGAUUUUCUAAUUCUAAUGUCAAACAUCCUAAAAACCAAUUUCCAUCAAACUAUGGAAAUUUGUCUAGCCAACCACACCAAAUUGCAAGUCUGUAACAAUAACUGAGGCAAUUGACAGGAAUAGUCUUCACUUAGUCAAGUUAGUUCAACUCCUUUGUCAUAUUCAAAUCUACCUGUCCUUUUCUCAAGAAUAUUGUAGCACCAUUGUAGUAUAUAAAAUCAUUCCUUAUCUUUGUUUAAUCCAACAUAGACCAUUUUAUUUCACAUCAAUCUUCUUCCAAAAUUGAUCCUUCUACCCCUCAUGGAACAGCUGAGAUUCACAGCUUUUCAAAUAGGAGUGAUACUAGCAGCUCUUGUUGUGGCUUCAGCAAAAUUGGUUAAUGGGCAAAUUAGUACAUCAUGCACAACCUCUAUGAUGAGUAGUUUCACACCAUGUGCCAACAUCAUCACAGGAAGCACUAAUAAUAAUGGUUUGACUCCACCAAGCACUUGUUGUGAUUCAUUAAGGUCUUUGAUGAGCACUAACAUGGAUUGUGCUUGCUUGAUGAUCUCUGCCAAUGCUCCUUUUUUCCAACUACCCCUUAGCCAAGCUCUUGCUCUCUCUCUUUCACAGGCGUGCAACAUUAAUGGAGUUUCUUUACAGUGCAAAGCUUCUGGUUCUCCUUUAUCGGCUCCAGGCCCUGCAGUUCUUGGAUCGAGCGGCCCAACUCUCCCUUCAAUUGCUACUUCUCCAUUGAGCCCACAAGUUUCAAAAAUAGUGGCUCUGGAGGAAGCAGAGAAAUAUGAGAAAGUAGAAUUGGCAGCAGCUUCAUCUCCGGUGGAAGCAGAAGUGCCAACUAGAAUUCCACAAAUCCGACCAGUGUUGACUCCACGUCCUUCUGCAUCUCCUUCAUCUUAUGUCUCCCCAUCACCUUUUGCAUUCCUCAUAGGAAUCAUGGUUUUUGGCAUCUAUUAAAUGUUAAUUACUAUUGUUAUUGUCCUACACAAUAUUUUUUUAUCAUACUGAUCACACAUAUUUGGAACAGCCAGCAGUUUGUAUGUUUAUGUUUGAUCAUCACUAAAAUUUACGUAUAAGCAUAGUAUUCUCUGCACAAGAUAAUAAAAUUACUUCUUUUUUUUUUGUCUUA
Messenger RNA from Cajanus cajan (pigeon pea), 1631 nucleotides. RefSeq names its product non-specific lipid transfer protein GPI-anchored 21. The record is from RefSeq and is a predicted model, not a curated record. NCBI's taxonomy places the organism in Eukaryota, Viridiplantae, Streptophyta, Magnoliopsida, Fabales, Fabaceae.